This is a messenger RNA of Penaeus vannamei (Pacific white shrimp), 3244 nucleotides long. RefSeq lists its product as uncharacterized. Gene Ontology annotation, cellular component: nucleus. Gene Ontology annotation, molecular function: RNA polymerase II transcription regulatory region sequence-specific DNA binding; DNA-binding transcription factor activity, RNA polymerase II-specific. The record is from RefSeq and is a predicted model, not a curated record. Gene Ontology annotation, biological process: regulation of transcription by RNA polymerase II. NCBI's taxonomy places the organism in Eukaryota, Metazoa, Arthropoda, Malacostraca, Decapoda, Penaeidae.
UUAUUUUUGCUUUAGUAUUGUUAUUUUAUGGACAAUGGAGGUUUUGACAAGAAAAGAGAGCGAUGGAGAACUUAUGGAGACGCUCUGUAGAUUAUGCGGCACGAAUGACUGCGGUCGAAUGUUACAUUUGGGUGAUACGUAUUCUAUGGUUGGAGCGAGUGACAUCAUUUUCAACUUGUUAGACAGUAUAUCGGUUAUACUAAAACUGCAGGAUGAUGAUGAAGUAUUGAUGUCAAAACAUGUAUGCUUAUCAUGUUUCAACAUAGCAGUUGAUGUCCAGGCUUUCAUAGAUUCCAGUAUAAAUUUUCAAAAGACAACAAUAAGACAGAUAUUUCCAGAACAUAAGUUGGUGGAAACACAAGACAUCACUCUGAUUCAAGCACCUUUUGGAAGUCUGCGGAAGGAGUCUGAGAUUGUUGAGCAUCAUAUCAAUGAUGAUGGUAAAGUUGAUGAACCAGUAUUAAAGUCCCAGGAUCUGUUACAGAAUGGCUGUUUUUUAGAAACAAGUAAUGUCUUAUUGAAAUCUAAAUUUGCUACAACAGACAAAGAGGAAGAUAUAGCCGAAGGAAACAUUGCAAGUGACUUUCAGGAAUCACCAGAUUCUGUUAAUGCUGAUGUAUCACAUAGUAAUGUAAAAGUUACCAUAAAUUCCUCUGAGUUAGGUGUUAUUGAUCAAGUGUCAAAGGAUGAAAUCCCUUCCGUCCACAAUGAACAUGUGCCAGAGUUACCAAGUAUCUCCACAGAAUUUCAGACUGACCCAAGUGUCAAGACUGAUGUAAAGAUUACAGAUGAAGGAGACAAGGUCUCUAAUUGUUCUAAAGAAGAUGCAUGUGACACUGCACAUUCUCCCUUAGCUUCUCAGCGUCAAAGCACCAAUAGUACCAACUCAAGUACAAAUAAGAGUAAGAAAGCAAAGGUAGUUGUAGAUAGACAAGAAAAAGGAAAAGAAAGUAGCAAGACAUGUCCAGUAUGUUCAAAAAGUUUUCCAAGGCAGAGCCAACUAAAAAGCCACCUUGUAAGUCACAGCGGAACUAGACCAUUUGAGUGCAAGAUUUGUCACACUAAAUUCAAAUACCGUCGAAACCUCGUUGAACAUUCCAGUAUACAUAAUGAAAUUCCAUCCUUCAUCUGCUCAAAAUGUGGCUUAACAUUCAAGCAAAGAAGCAACUUACUUAAACAUGAGAGGAUUCAUCGAGAGAAAGACAAACACUGUUACCGCUGUCCUCACUGUAACAACCAGUACACUCAGUCUUCACAUCUAAGAACACAUAUUAGAAAUGUUCAUGAAAAUAACAAGGGACACAAAUGCGAUGUCUGUGAUGCUGUAGUUCUCUGUCAGUCAUCUCUGAGACGGCACAUGGCAACUGUCCAUGCUAAUUCAGCCAAGUUUGUCUGUCCCCAUUGUAAUAAAGGCUUCAAUAACAACCAGAAUUACCAAGGGCACCUGAGGCGGCAUUCUGGUGAGCGUCCAUAUAGCUGCUCCACGUGCACCAAGACAUUCACCACCACGAAGGCCCUAAGCAGGCAUCGUUUAAUUCAUCAGGGAAUUAAGAGCCAUAAGUGUAUCCACUGCAGUAAGGCAUUUUAUGAAUUAUGUGACUUAAAGAAGCAUGCCAAGCGUCACCUGAAACGUGUGAAGAAAUCCAACAAAAGUCUGGCUCCUAGUAAAGCUGGAGAGAAUGCGAGUAACUCUACCACUCAGGUGGUGACUGGUAUGAAUUCACUCAACUUGAUGGUUCUCACAGAGUCUCUGCUCUUUAGCGAGCCCCAACCACUGCUUGAAACAUCAGCGCCUAGAGUAACAGAGAUACUUCUGCCAGAUGGGAAAUUAGGCACACCUAAAGAAGUCACAGCACAACCACUUCUGGGUCCAGAGGUUAUAGAAGCUAAUCCACCAAAUUUGCAGCAGUCAUCAAUGGAACUGUCCAAAAUUUCAAACAUGUUACAGCCAGGAGAGGAAGUUCUGACACCAUCGCCAUUAUUACCUGCUACACCAGUCUUAUCUGCAGAAAAUGUAGAAGCAAUCUCUGUGCUGGCUGACACAGCUGUCUUGCAACCACCUGAAACAAAGACUGUCAUAGCCACACCCAUUGACCCUUCCAGAGUCUUGCAGCCAACAGACAUGGGAGUUGAGGAGGAGCUCCCUAGACCUGAGAACAGAGAUGUAAGUCUGGAAGCACAGGAGGCAUCCCAGUGUAGCUCUAGUACUGAUGGCCCAACUAUGGUUGUGCUGUCAUCAGUAGGUGCUUCUUCUGAGUACUUACCUGUUGCUGAACAAGAAUCUCAUACAGGGAAUUCUGAAAUUGAUGGGGCCAGACAUCAGCAAGGUGAGAGGAUCCUUAGCCAUGCUACUUGGUAAUCUGUAAUAUAUUUUGAGUAUCAGGAUACUGUUUGUUUUGGAAAAGUGAUGGGAAAUAUUUCUUUGCAGUGUAGUAUAAUUAUUUUUAAUGUUUUCAUUACCAAAACUUAUUUAAAUCUUGCCUGAAUAACUGAUAUUCACCGAAAUAUUCAGCUUACUAUAAGCUCAUCAUCUAUAUAUUUAAUGUCAGUAUUCACUCAAUCUGUCUCUGCUCACAGUAAGGCAGUAAAAGAACAGUUUAAUCAUUUCUAGAUUUUUCUCAGUAUAAGAGAAAUUUUAAAAUGAAAUGCAGCAAAAAAGAAUGAAAAGCCAAAUUUAAACCAGACUUCUAUUUACGUAGAAGGACAUUAGGGAUACCAAAAAAAAAGGGGAAAGAGUAACAUCUAGUUAUACAAAAAAAUAUCACAGAUUUUUUUUUCUAUGUUACUACCCCUCUUUUUUCACAGAUUAAUUGGUUUACAUUUUGUGAUAAACCUUGUGUAUGAGACAUUCUGUGAUUAAGGGAACCAUUUCUAGUCAGUAAAUGUGAAUAUUCAGUAUAAGGGAUUUUUUUAAAGAAAUAUAGCAAAAGAGAAUGAAAAUCCAUAUUUAAACAAGACUUCUAAUUAGGUAGAAGGACAUUAGGGAUAUUAAAAAAUGGGCUGAAAGAGUAGCAUCUUGUUAUACAAAAAAUAUCACAGAUUUUUUUGUUACUACACCCCUUUUUCACAGAUUAAUUAGUUUACAUUUUGUGAUAAUCCUUUUGUAUGAGAUAUUUCCAGUUUUAAGGUUAUUACGAUGGGGAAAAGUAUAGUUUUCUUUGUGAUGGAAGUUGGUAAUUGUUCACAAGCAGUUAGGACCUAAUGUCUAAUACAGUCUGUGCAAUAGAAAGAAAAAAAAACUUAU